Messenger RNA from Anneissia japonica, 1059 nucleotides. Its product is annotated as histone-lysine N-methyltransferase, H3 lysine-79 specific-like. NCBI's taxonomy places the organism in Eukaryota, Metazoa, Echinodermata, Crinoidea, Comatulida, Comatulidae. The coding region runs from base 1 to 1059 and encodes 352 amino acids. The record is from RefSeq and is a predicted model, not a curated record. The transcript is spliced from 2 exons.
AUGCACGCAAGAGACGAAGACCAUGUUCGAAAAUCUGAAGGUGUUGAUCGACUUGCUGCAGAAAAUGAUAGGCGAAGCCGAAAUGUCCGAAACCCUCCGGGAGAUGUGCGAUUCGUUAUUCCUCGGAGGUUGCUUUAUGAAUACGGACCAGUCGAGAAGAUAUUUUACGUUCAAAAACGCAAGGGGGAUGUGGAGGAGGAGGAUGAGGAAGGGGAAGGGGAAAACUACGAAGACGAUGAUGACAGAACGGUUGUGGACGAGACGGAGGAUGUACAUGUGACGACAGCAAUCGAUAGCUUUCUAAAUACGCCAGAGUUCCAAGCGCCAGAAGAACCGGAAAGUCCAGCAUACGACUUGUUCGAUGACAGCGAAGAAUCUCGGUGGGUGUUUAAUGUACCAACUCCCGGAGGAGGAGGAGGAGGAGGAGGACAACAACAACAACAACCGGAGGAGAACCCGGAAGAGCGCGAAAUUGAAACCGAGUCUCUGGUGAAACAAGUGGAGAGCAUGCAAAGGGAAAAGGUUAAGGCCGAAGAGCGGGAACGGAAAGCAAUCAAGACUUUGGAAAAAGAAAGGGAAGAGAUGGCCGAAAUGAAACGGAAUUUGGAAACAAGAAAUUCAAAAUCGGCUCGGGAAAACGAACGAAAGGAUCUGAUCUUCGCCGAUGCCAAAAAUAAUCUGAAACGGACGCAGGAGGAAUUGGCAGAGGCAAAGUCCGCCGCCGAGCGAGCCAAGACGGAAUUUCACGAGUCACGAAUGUCGGAAUUAGAAGACAGAAUGAAGGAACACUCUUAUACACAUCUAAAUGUGUAUAAGAGCCAGGUGCCUAAGAUGCAAGGCACGAAGUGUAUAAGAGACAGGAAUUUACAGAGCUCGGAAUCGGAAUUACGCCAACAGCGUAACGAAAUCGAAAGAACGCGAAAGAAAACGGCCGAUUACAAACGGGAAGUCGAUCAGCUGCAGAACACCAUAUCCGAUUUGCGAAAAGAGCGCAAAAUAUCGGAAUCCGAAAUCGACCGUUUGCGCCAACAGUUGACUUCAACGAAGGAGUUGCACUAG